Messenger RNA from Stegastes partitus (bicolor damselfish), 3261 nucleotides. RefSeq names its product MOB kinase activator 2. The record is from RefSeq and is a predicted model, not a curated record. NCBI's taxonomy places the organism in Eukaryota, Metazoa, Chordata, Actinopteri, Pomacentridae. The transcript is spliced from 5 exons. Bases 890 to 1705 code for a protein of 271 amino acids.
UCGGCUCUAGAACAGGCUUUGUUUGAUUCCCGUCGCUGGUUUCUCGGCUUUUUACGGUCGUGUUCGAACACGCCUGACUGCUGCCAGCCUGUCAUAACUGGACUCCAGGUGAAGUACAGAAUCGACAGGAGGAAUGUGGCCCCGCAGUCCCAGCAGGCAUGGCACUAGUUCUCACAGAAGUGACACGCUGUCACACUUGGUGGCUGUUUAUUAGUAGUAAACUAGCAGUAAAGUGUCAGAACUCGGUUUAGUCGUUCUUGUCAAGAUUUUGCAUGCCUGAUUUAACGUUUUCUUUUUUUUGCUAUUUUAUCUGGCAAAGGGACAACUUAAACCAACUCAGCCAUGUUUCACCACCCUCAUUAGAGUUUGCUUCGUUUAAUAAUGGUUUGUUACAGAAAGCUCACAUUUAUCUGACAUGCAGCUGUACUGAUGCAAUCAUUUAGAAAUUGAUAUCAUGAGUAAUGCAUUACCAGUUGUUGUUGUUGUUGUUGUUCUGCUUGUAUAACCCUGUUUUAUUACAGCAGGCGUGUAUACAUGCAGCUACACCUUUCUAUUUCAUUGUAGUCGACAGUUAAUAAGCGACCACCUGUUCCUGCAUUGUAACCGCACUUCUGUAGAAAAGCAAAAAAAAAAAAAAAAAAAGGACGAACCACGUCCACAUGGGCAGACGUUGACGUCGCCGCGGCCCCGCCCACAUGACCCUCUCUCCUCCUCCCGAUUGGACGAGAGCCACGGAGGAGGCGGGCUCUGUGUGAAGUCUGCUCACAAAGUUUUUCUGUCUCCGCGUACAGUGAGUCACAGCUUCAUCAAACCCUGGUGGACGCACAGAACAGGGGGGGAGACAACUUUUUCCUUUUUCCUCUCCUUCUUCUUCUUCAUGUUUUAAGCUAUGGUCGGAGAUUAUUGCUCCUUUUCUGGAGAUAAGACGGACAUGCACUCGCAGAGAAACUCCAAAAACGGACUAAGUUGCAAAAUGGUGCUUCAGGCGGUCGGGAAGGUGCUAAGGAAGUCAAAGACGAAGCCAAAUGGAAAGAAGCCUCCGGCAGAAGAGAAGAAGCAGUACUUGGAGCCAGAGUUCACGAAAAUCCGUGUGGUGGACUUCGACCUCAAGGAGCUGGUGGUGCUGCCCAGAGAGAUAGACCUCAAUGAAUGGCUAGCCAGCAACACGACAACAUUCUUCAAUCUUAUCAACCUGCAGUACAGCACCAUCUCAGAGUUCUGCACUGGGGACACCUGUCAAGCCAUGACGGCCUGCAGCACAAUAUACUACUGGUAUGACGAGAGGGGGAAGAAGACGAAGUGCACUGCUCCGCAAUACGUCGACUUUGUAAUGAGUCUUUGUCAGAAACUGGUCACAGAUGAGGAAAUCUUUCCCACAAAAUACGGCAAAGAGUUUCCCAACUCCUUUGAGUCCUUGGUGAAGAAGAUCUGCCGGUACCUGUUCCACGUGCUGGCUCACCUCUACUGGGCGCACUUUAAAGAGACGGUGGCUCUGGACCUGCAGGGCCACUUGAACACUCUGUAUGCACAUUUCAUCGUUUUCGUAAGGGAAUUCAACCUGGUCGACCCCAAGGAGACCUGUAUCAUGGACGACCUGUCCGAAAUCCUCUGCACCCCCGCCCCGCCGCCGGCGCCCGCCCCGGCCCCCUCCACCCCCGCCUCGGCGCCCUCCCCCUCUUCACAAAACCACGUGACGGAGAGAUGAGCGGGGGCGGCGGUCAGACGGCGGCCCCGGGGGUGAUAGAAGAUAAGAUAGAGGAGAGAAGGAAAGACAGCCUGGCCCCCUUCCUCGGUGCGAGCAGGACUUAAGAGACCUUCCACUACCCUUGUAUUUCGCUACGACACCAACCAACCAGCCGGAAGGAAAAAAAGGGGCGGGAGGGUUUUCAGGGGGGUUUGGGGUGGCGGGGAGGGGUUUGUCACGCCAGCAGGAAUUGGCGUGAGCGUUCCUCCCAGGGGCAAAUCCCUCCCAUCUUCUCUGCAAUUUAAACUAGGAACAAAAAAGUAUGUGUAUUGUUUUAUUUUAUUUUUUAUUUUUUUUGUUUUUUUUUUUUUUUUUUUUUUUUUUUUUUUUUGUUGAAGUUUUAUUCAGUUUUUAUUUUUGGUUGUUUGAGGAGGGGGCGCAGCGUGUCCGGCCGCCCUCCCUCCAUCCUCUGCCUAACAUACAGUACAGGAAGGGGGCUCUGCUUUGCUUCGACCUACUAUUGUACAGUGUUGUUGAUGUGUGGAGAAGAGGCGUCUCUGCUCACCUGCUCGGCUCGUCCUCCCCUCCUCCGGCAGCGGGAGGCGGCCCGCGGGCGCUCGGCCGCUACGCCGGCCAGUAGGGAGCCACGUUACUGCCUGACGGGGCGAUGCUAGCCAAUCACUGUUUGGGUUGUUUAUGCGGGGGGAUGAUUUGAAGCGCUUCCUACUCAGGACCUGAGAGAAUACGUCACUGCUGCCAGAGAGGAGUCACUCUCGUUUUCAUUCUCUGUCCCUUGUUCACCAGACUGCUCAGUCCUCCCUCCGUAUGUGUUUAACUGCAGCAUAGUCACAUAAUCACCUGGUGAACCCCUAACCAACAUGUCCCAGAGCUUACCUGUAGGGGGCAGCAAACACGUAGCCACAGAAACAAGGAGACAGAGAAGGAAAUAUUAAAAGAUUGUAUGCUAGAUGUUUAAUCUGAUCAUAGAGCGGAUGCUAUGAGGCAGACUGGUGCCCGUAGGAGGUGAAUCAGAGCCGUUUGCAGCCUCUUAAACCACCACCACCACCAUCACCCCCCACUCCAGCAGCACAGAAGGACAAAGACAUGAGGUAAUGUCUGCAGGCUCACAGAGGAAGAGAGACGGAGUCAGAGAGAGGGGUGUAGCGGUGGUGUCCAGCUGCUCUGCUGUCCAACAGUCACCAGUGCUCCCAGUGCAAAACUAAAAGUCUCCACCAGUCCCUUUAAAUUUGCUUUUUAAAAAGAGUAUCAGAGGAAGUUUAGUUCAGAAAUGAUAACAACGAUGAUAUCAUUACACAUGUAUAGAAAAUGCACAGUCUGCUUGGACUUUACUGUACAAAGAAUCACAAGCGGGUUCUGUCAGACAUAGCCUCUGUUCGGAGGAGGAUUGGAUUUAUGAUUCUCCUUUUUUAUUUAUUUUAAUUUUUUAUUUUUUUUUUUUUUGCAGGGUUCUUCAGUUCUGGCUCUCGUUUUUAUGUAUUUUAAUUAUUAACUAAGUUAAAAGCAAUUUAAUAUUUUAAGCUCUGCGGAUUAUAAUCUAAUAAAAGAGAGAAAUGCCA